AUGGCGUCCCAAUUCCAGCCGGUCACAGCGGUUGAACAGCGGGCCCGCGAUGUCGUCCGGCAACUGUUCGAUUUUAUCCUUGCCCAAGGCGACGCAGACUACAUUGGCGAGCCCAUUUCCCAGCUCGAACACUCCCUCCAAUCAGCGCAUCUCGCGCGCGAAGCAGGUGCAGACGACGAGACGGUCCUUGGCGCCCUCUUGCACGAUGUGGGACGCUUCAUCCCGGCUGCGGACAAGAUGCCGACCAUGAUCGCUCCUGAUGGAACGUAUGUCGGCAGAGCGAGCCAUGAGGUUGUGGGUGAAAGAUAUCUGAGGCACUUGGGCUUCAGCGAAAAAGUCUGUCAGUUGGUGGGUGCACAUGUGAUGGCGAAAAGGUAUUUGACUGCGGUGGAUAAGGGGUAUUAUGAUGGGCUAAGCAAUGCUAGUAAGAAUACGUUGAGAAUGCAGGGUGGAGUUUAUAACGAAACUCAAGUCAAAAAGGCCCAAGAGGAUCCCUACCUGGAGGCAAAGCUCCAGGUACGGCGAUGGGACGACCAAGCGAAAGUUCCAGGCAUAAAGACACCACCUCUUUCAGCUUAUCAGGAGCUUGCUGUACGGUGCCUUACUAAUUCUUCGAUGCCUACGGUCGAACUGCAUUCUACUAGAUACACUCUGCCUCAUGCCCCAACUGUUGUUGUCUGCGUCGAUGGGUUUGACCCUGAGUAUCUUGAACACGGAAUUGCGUCUGGAAUCAUGCCGACUUUCAAAUCAUUCCUGGAAACCGGUUUCCAUACGACAGCCAAAUGUGCGAUGCCUUCCUUCACCAACCCAAACAACAUCUCGAUAAUUACUGGUGUGCCACCAUCUGUCCACGGAAUCGCAGGAAACUAUUUCCUCGACCCAGAGACCAAAGAGGAGCGUAUGAUCCAGGACGACACUUUGCUCCGAGGCUCGACAAUCCUGCAACUCAUGGCUAGUCGCCAGGUGAAAGUUGCAGCAGUAACCGCGAAAGACAAGUUGCGUCGCAUAAUAGGCCACGGCUUGUCAGAUGCAAUAUGUUUUUCUGCUGAAAAAGCCGGCUCUUCUUUGCUUGCGGAAAAAGGAAUUGAGAACGUGGAAGGCUGGCUUGGCUGUCCUGCGCCUUCCCAGUACUCAGCGGACUUGUCUCUUUUUGUUAUCGACGCUGGAAUCAAAUUAUUACGGGAAAAAAGAGCAGAACUGCUUUAUUUGACACUAUCAGACUUUGUACAACAUAAGCACGCCCCGGGAGAGAAGGAAUCAAAUGAAUUCUUUGCAUCAUUGGACCGUCGCUUGCGGGAACUUGUGGAUCUCGGAGCCGUUGUAGCCGUAACUGGAGACCACGGCAUGAGCGACAAGUGUACCACUGGCAAUGCACCAAAUGUCUUAUUUUUGCAAGAUGGGAUGGAAGCGAGGUUCGGACCGGGAUGUGCCAAGGUGAUUUGCCCCAUAACGGAUUCCUAUGUUCGUCAUCACGGCGCUUUGGGUUCGUUUGCUCAAGUGUAUCUGGGAUCACCCGAGUUGUUGCAAACGGCACUCGAGUAUUGCCAGUCUUUGCCUCAAGUACAACUGGCCUUGAGCAGCAAGGAAGGUGCAGAACUACUUGAAAUACCCCAUGAUGGCGAUAUUGUCGUUGUUUCUGUUAAAGACGCGGUUAUUGGUAGCCGAAAUAAGGACCAUGAUUUGACGAAUCUUCAAGGCCACCGACUUCGUUCCCAUGGCGGCCUUGCGGAGCAGGAUGUUCCCUUGCUCAUGUCACGUCCAGUUAGAGACAAAGCCCGAGCUGCGACAAGGGAUUGGCGCAACUAUGAUGUUUUUGAGCUAGUGCUCAACUGGUAA
Messenger RNA from Aspergillus chevalieri, 1836 nucleotides. RefSeq lists its product as uncharacterized. The coding region runs from base 1 to 1836 and encodes 611 amino acids. Gene Ontology annotation, molecular function: phosphonoacetate hydrolase activity. The record is from RefSeq and is a predicted model, not a curated record. NCBI's taxonomy places the organism in Eukaryota, Fungi, Ascomycota, Eurotiomycetes, Eurotiales, Aspergillaceae. The transcript has 3 exons.